AAGCUCAGCCCACACACUUCCUCCUCAGUCCAGGUGAAAACAUGGCUUUAUUUGGUACCAUUGGAGCUGUAGCAGGAGGAUUAGGAGCUUUGGUCGUGGCCCCUGCUGCUCUGACUGCAGCAGGUUUCACUUCAGCUGGAAUAGCAGCAGGCUCCUUUGCUGCUAGCUUGAUGUCAACUACUGCAGUUGCCAGUGGAGGAGGAGUGGCAGCAGGAAGUGUGGUGGCUGUUUUGCAGUCAGUAGGUGCAGCUGGUGUGUCUGCAGCUACUGCUGUAGCUUCAUCUGCCGCUGGAGCAGCAGCAGGGGUGGUGCUCUCAGCUGUGGCUAACUCAACUGGAGCCCCCUAAAGAUCUACAGCGUGGAUAUAUAUCAUUAAAGUUUGGGUAAAGUGAUUCUGCUGAAAGAUGUUUUUUUGCCGAGUCUCAUUCCUACAUUCAUCAAAUAUCGACAAAUUGGGAAUGAGACUCAACAAUCAAACUUUCUCAGGAAUUGCUCGCCCCUUCUUCACAGAGGCUACUGCAAUUUAUAUCAAGCAAUGCUGUCAUCCAAACAGCUGACAUUUUUGUGCAAUAAAUCUGUAAAACCUACUA
Molecule: messenger RNA, 590 nt
Organism: Acanthopagrus latus (yellowfin seabream)
Lineage: Eukaryota; Metazoa; Chordata; Actinopteri; Spariformes; Sparidae
Product: interferon alpha-inducible protein 27-like protein 2A
Exons: 4
Coding region: 42-347 (101 amino acids)
Biological process (GO): apoptotic signaling pathway
Cellular component (GO): mitochondrion; membrane
Source: RefSeq, a predicted model, not a curated record